UCAAGCUUUCUUUAUUUUCAUUUAUGGAUAACCAAUCCAUUUUCAAAUAUAGUUGGGAGAUUUUACCCAAGAAAUGGGUACAUAAAAUGAAAAGAUCGGAACAUGGGAAUAGAUCUUAUACCAAUACUGACUACCCAUUUCCAUUGUUGUGCUUUCUAAAAUGGCAUACCUAUACAAGGGUUCAAGUUUCGAUCGAUAUUUGCGGAGUGGAUCAUCCCUCUCGAAAACGCAGAUUUGAAGUUGUCCAUAAUUUACUGAGUACUCGGUAUAACUCACGCAUUCGUGUACAAACAAGUGCGGACGAAGUAACACGAAUAUCUCCGGUAGUCAGUCCAUUUCCAUCAGCCGGCCGGUGGGAGCGAGAAGUAUGGGAUAUGUCUGGUGUUUCUUCCAUCAAUCAUCCGGAUUUACGCCGUAUAUCAACUGAUUAUGGUUUCGAGGGUCAUCCAUUACGAAAAGACUUUCCUCUGAGUGGAUAUGUGGAAGUACGCUAUGAUGAUCCAGAGAAACGUGUGGUUUCUGAACCCAUUGAGAUGACCCAAGAAUUUCGCUAUUUUGAUUUUGCUAGUCCUUGGGAACAGCGUAGCGACGGAUAAUUCCGAAUCUACAUAGGUCUAGUCCAGGGGAGGGGACAAAUCAAUAGGAAAUGCUAUUUGCUUCUUAAUCUUAAGACUUAAGAUAAGAAGAAGAACUUUUUAAAAAUGAAAGAGUCGGAUAUCAUAUCAUUUCUUCAAAUAAGGAAGAAGAAGUGUUAUCGAAGGAUUUCCUUCCAUUCUUCCUAGUAUGGAAGAAGUCAAGAAAAAGUACUGCGUCUCGAUCUAUACGAAAGGGCACAGGUUUUUUCUUUUGGUUUCAUUGAUAGCAGAAGAGUACGCUAGCUAGCGGAGCCUGAAAACGCUUGCUUGCGCCCCACCCCUACGCUACGGAAACUAUUGCCUAUGCUUGCUGCUCGCUCAGUGUCAGUAGAAGGGAAGAAAAGAUGGUCACUCCUUUUAGGAACAUGGCGAGCCUUACUUACGACUGUUGCACUUCACUCGCAGCUCGUUCAUUCACUUGCUCAUGAACUCGCAGCUUCGCCAGAAGCGACUAGUCGCCUCCUUUCCUCCGCCGAAAGAUGCUUAGCUUAGCCAGACGAAGGAGGGGAGCUGGGGAAGGCCGACGAUGGCAAUGAGGGGGAAGCUGUCGUAGAAGCUUUGCCCCUUGCUUUACAUAAAUUGUUAUGAACUUACUAAAUGACCUUAUUUAUUCUCCCGGAACGCUAGCAAAUCUAAUAGUUCCAUCUGCUCUUCUUAACUUAACUUAAGAAUAAGAACGAAGGCCGCCAUCCUUCUUAUUCAGGAACCCUUUGUUUGAGGAGGGCGUAUCCCAGGGAAGGGGAGAGUGGCCGAGCGGUCAAAAGCGACAGACUGUAAAUCUGUUGAAGGUUUUCUACGUAGGUUCGAAUCCUGCCUCUCCCACUUGUUGUAGACUUAAGAGAAGAGAAAGUAGGCGGAAGCCUAGGAGGGCCAACCGAGCGAAGCUCUUUCUUUUUUUGGCCGUGCCGUGAAGUGCAAUUUUAUCGUAUGCGUUUUAGAGAGGUUGUCGAAAAAGACGAUCUAUAGAGAUUCCCCAUCUAUAUCCAAUCGAGAAUAGAAGCGAGUCCAGUUAGUACGGACUUGGGGAAGAGUGGUGGAGCAACUAUUGGUUGGUCGGAGAGGGCGAAGAAAACAUGACUCUGGUGGGCGUAAAAGAGCAAAACCUUAACGAUGUGUGAGCGUUAGCGAGUCUGUCCUUUCUUUCUAUCUAGCUGGUACCAACAAAACAAGUCUGUUCUAGCUUUCUCGUGGACAAGAUGGCAAAAAUUCAUCUUUCCUUUGAUUUCUUGGUGGUACAGACGGCCGAGCUCCUGCGAGGGGUAGGGUAGAUGAGUACCGAGCGGAAGAAGAAACCGGAUUGAUUGAGAAAGCAGACCGUCCAGAAGCAAGGUUAGGAUACCGUCCACCCGAAGAGUACGGGGAUGGAGGGAGGAAAGUGGGAAUAAACCGUCUGUCAGGUAGGACUGGUGGUAGAGAGGGUAUAGAUGGUAGAUCAACUCUGUUUAUGGUGGGGGAAAAGAAACUCUUCUGAUCGGACAGGAGUCGAAUUAGCCCUCUUUCUAUCGCUACGCCCGUUUUGUGCCGUCUAUUUUCUUUGGUAACUCAAUUUAAUUUCUUUUCAGAAACCUAAUAAGCCAUGCCUGCAACUAGUUAUUAAGCAAGGGUAGUCAACUCCACUCUUUUCGCCAGAAGUCUUAUUUUUAAGAUGGAAAAGAAGGACAGAUAUAUCUUGACUAGUACAUCCGCCUUGCCAUCCAAAUCAUUAAUCUAUUUAUUUUAUUAGUAUUCUGCGUGGAUAUCCCGACCUUGUUAAGGAUAGAGGUAGGGGUAGGUGUUGGGCAUGCGGAGACUUAAGACCUUCGUAGGCAAUCAGGUAUGGCUUUGGUUAAGUGAAUUUACGACUCCAUCUUCACCAGUAGCCAAGGUAGGCAUAAUACGCGUGAGCUCUUUCAAGUCUUUCGUGCGGGUAUACGUUGAGCUAGUCCUCGUACUCCUUUUCUUAGCUCUUUUAGAAAGAAUCUUAUUUUUCAUCGUGUCAGGUCCUGGAUGUAGACUCGGCUAUGGUAGGAUCGACCUAAUUGUGAUCAUUCUCCGCUUCGUUCGCUGAUCUCUUGCUAUUGCUUUUUCUCUCUAGCCUUGUCAGGCUGGGCCUAGGGUUUCCAUUCCUAAGGCUUUUUCUGUUUCAAAGUCCGACUGCUAGAAUUCUUAUAAUGAAAGUCUUCCUAGCACGGACUAUGGCUGCUUAUUAAUUAAGUAAGGGAAAACAUCUUACCAUAGGAUCGAUCAUAAGGCCUAGGUCUUUCUUCAAAGAUAAGUACUGACCUUUCCUACUGUGUCAAAGCACUUUUGCUAAGCCUCACGCUUAAGCAAGUAUUUCAUCUGCAUAAAGGAGGAAGUAACUUACCCUUGAACAAUCGCCUGCUCUAGCAUAUUGGAAAAGGCGUGCAUAGGUUGACUAGUCUAAAAAGAGAGGCUUCCUUAUAAGGGCAUUGUCGCUCGCUCGGAUUCAUUUUCCAGGUCCUACAUGUUCUAGGACUAUAGAUGAUCCAACAUGCCUAUAGUUUUCAUUAUUGUUUUAUGCUUUAGCCUCCUUUUAUAAGCACUUACUUGGCCCAUGCGAGUCGAUUUCAAGAUGUCAACUUUGACUAUCUUUCUCUUCUUACUUUACUUAUCCCUUACAUUACUUUACCUAGUAACUUUGAAAUAGGCAUAUCUUGUCUACCUUCCAUAUACCCUAGCAUUUCUACUAGUUGUUUUCUUGCAUAUAUCCAACCUGAAAUACCAUUGCUUCUUGUAGGUUUUUACUUCUACUUUCUUGACUAUAAUUACCUAUACUUGCCAUCCCGUCUUUCUAUUCCUUUUGAAAGUAAACUUGUGACCCUUCGAAGCUAUGAAAAGACCUAUUAUGUAUAGAGCUUGACAUGCCAACUACUAUAGCUAUAGUAAGUACUUCUAGCUAUUCCUACUUGUUUUUUUCCUACUUGACUAGUGCUGACUUACUUCUUUGCCUAUGAGAAUUCUUAUUAUUCUCCAAACUGUGGUAUCUGAAAUGACCCACUUUCCUGAGCAAAAGAAAGCUUACUACAGCACGGUCUUACGUCCAGGAAUGGAACAUUCCAUCUCUUCUUGUCCACUGGUAUAGAAAGAAUAUGCAUUUUCUUGAUGUUUCAAACUAGGACUUUGGAUUUCUCCUAUAUUAAGUUGUUGGGUACGAAGGAGCUUAUGUUGCGUAUAUAGAUAUUUCCUUAUUAUUAAGUUGUUGAGCAGGAAGCAGAAGAACUUUUCUUCUAUAUUCGAUUCGCUAUUUGGCACAAGGCGAGGAGGAAAGAAUAGAAGAAGCAUCUGACUCUUUCAUGCAUACUCCACCUGGAUGAUAUAGAUCAUACUAUUAGGUAGUCUCCGAAUCAGUGAUCUGUCUUUGAUGACAUCUAUCUGGUACCACGCAUGAAGCUUGCUUCGUUCUGGUUUUUUCUGGUGUGUGAAACAUUAUAGGAUGGGGCGAGCCCCAGAAAGAAAUCCUGGGCAGUGGUUUACUUGAUUUUCUAAGAACUAAGACUGGCGAAGGGAAAGGAUGGUAAAGAUAUUGAAGUACUCACCAAAAACUAGGAUGAACCGACAGCUUCGAAAAAAGAAGAAGAUUAACUUCCCCUACUACUUACUACUCGACGAUUCGACCAUUCAUGGUUGGUGUGGCUCCUAUUCCUCGAUAUGCCGGACCUUCUUCUACACUACCACAAGUUCGUAGCUUGCAAACUCCCGAUUUGCCCAUUAUUUAAUCGCGCCUUUGCUUUGAAAAAAGGUGCUUUCACCACAGCACAGACAUGCCAGUAACUGACGAAUUGGAUGCUCCAGCAGUAGUUCCAGUUCCGAAGGGAAAAAAAAAGGGAAAGUCCCGCUUGUCAACCAUGCCUGAGCCCAAAGGAAAAGCAGUACCAAUCCGCUUCAAAGCUUCAGUCCUAGCUAGCCUAUCUUCGACGUCAGAACCAAUUUCUUCAAUUCAAAAGCUUUCUUCAGCUCGCCCUUGUGCUUACGCCAGCCUUUGUUCACUUGUCUCGGGCUUACUUCUAGACUUGGAUGGACUUCGAUCUUCAUCUUUAGUAAUACCUAACGUUGCUAGGGUCUUCCAUGCUUAUAAAGUAUUACUAAAAAGAAUCUUUUUUCCUAGUGUUUAACUUUUUCUCAUUCUAUUUAUACAACCCAUUUUCCUUGAUACUGGAAUCGAGCUACUUCCAUUUUUUUAGGUAAAGAUCAGGCGGGAAAGCUUACACCACCCAUAUUCUUCUUUAUGUGGCUGACCUAUUUGUUCACUUUUCACAAAUCAUGUAGCAAUUUCGAAAGAGAGAUCAGGAUCAGAGCAAAGAAGCUGCGAAAUGAGGGGAGGAGACUCUGCCUCCAUAGUAUAAGUUGCUAUCCACUUAUGCUUGGUUUGUGCUUUACCACGAAAUCUUGCCUCUCACCAUCAUGAAAGACAGAUGAUGAUGUCGAUUUCUUACUGUCGAGACAGCCUGUCCGAAUCCAAAUCAUUCGACUUCCUCCUUUGCAGUGGCGAGGUCGUUGAUUCCUAUAAAUCAAGAUGUUUUGUUGCCUGCUUCUUUUUAUGGGCCUUCUCUCUUGGAUGGUAUUAUCCACUUGGUAUAUUGUGAAAGUCUCUACAAAGACGAAAGGGCCCCAUGCCUUCUUUGAAAACGAUAUCCCUCUUCAACGCUUCCACUAGCCCUAGACUCGGAAUACUCUGCUUAAGAGAUCCCCCUCUCCGGCCAGAGAGGAUUUGAGUACAACAUUGAUUGCGGAAGAUCUUUGUUCCUAUUAUUUUUAAGCCUAACUAGGCGCGCAGCGGUGAGUGCGAGCUGCUUUCCAGAAAUGCUGGAAAAGAGCCAGUAACGCUAUCAGUGAAUAGAGCUGGUGUAAAGUCCAGCUAAAGUACCAUACAGCCCCACAGGUAAAGAGUAUGAGUGGAGGGAAGUGUUCUGCUCUUACAGGUACUACGGAACUAGUUCCAAAGAACUGCUAGUGAGGAAUGAAAGAGUUUCUAGUGAUAGGUGCUGCUAUGAGUUAGCAUAGCCCCAAAGAAAGUAGUCUGCGAUCCCCUUCGAAGUAAGUGAAAGGGCGGAGCGAGCAAACCGGAUAGCCCCACAGAGUAUCGGCGACGAUUUCCCGCAUACACCGAAUUCAACCGGGAUUCAAUUUGGAGAAGAAUUCAGCAUAGAAGCGACUUUGAUCUUCGACGACCGAGGCCGUUGGAAGUGCAUGAAAUAAGAGAAGCGAGCAAGUAUUGUGAAUAUAAAGAAAGUCCGGGUCACACCCAACCCAAAUAGAGUGCUUGCAACUCAAAGAUGAGCUCGAAAGAAGAGCCCGGCUGGGGAAGUUAUAUCAGUUCAUAAAAAAGUAUGUGAAUGGCAAGGGAACAGGAAGGCUGGAUGAAAGAGGCCUGAAGGACCCCCGCAGUGGAAAUAGGGACCCCGGGACAAGGUAGGCCGAAUAAUAAGGUAAGGGAAGGAAAGGAGACGAACAAUAUCCAUAGAGCCCCCCUAUAAUUCACGUAAUCGCUGGGGGAUAGCGUCGGGAGGGGACACGAACAAAGGACGGCGACAGUAUAGCACCAAAAUGAAGUUCCCGAUCAUCCUUCAGGUCGACAAGAAAAGGCCAAGGGAAGGUAGCGUGAUCAGCUUUUCGGAUCAAGAUUCUGAGGGCAUACAGCGACCUCAUGAUGAUGCGAUAGUUCUUGUCCUGAAAAUAGGAGGAAACAGAGUCAAACGUGUUUUGGUUGAUACAGGGAGUUCGGCGGAUAUAUUAUACAAACGAGCAUUCGAUCAAAUGAACCUAGAGCUGCGUCAUCUAGGUCAGGUACGAACACCCCUAGUGGGAUUCACUGGAGAUACUCUGCAACCGUUAGGCAAAAUUCCCCUAAGGGUCGAGUUCGGCCCGGUCUUCGGCAAUGAUAGACUUUCUGGUAGUUGACGCUCCUUCGGCGUAUAAUGCGAUUCUGGGACGAGGAACGUUGAAUGCGAUAGGGGCGGUAGUAUCUACAUCCCAUCUGAUGAUGAAAUUGAUCCCAACGGAAGCAGGAGUGGGAGUAGAGUCCGGUCACCAUAAAAUGGCGAGGGAAUGUUAUUUGAUGUCUCUGAAGGGGAAGAAGGGGCAUGUGGCAGCAGUUGAGAAGGAAGAGGUGAUAUAAGAGGAUCCAUGGGACGAACCAAGAGAAGGCGAAAAGGUAAACCGUUAGACCCCCGAAGCCAAGCAGAAGGAAAAGAAAAUGAGUGAGCCGACUGAAGAAGUGGAAAAGUGGGAGCCGGGAAAAUUCCUAAACAUUGAUUGCGGUGCGGGUAGAAGAAGGGAAAGGCAGAUGAGUGUGAGGGAGCCCUUUUCACCAUUAUUAAUGAAUUUUUUUCCAUUAGACCUAGCUCUUGAAAAAGCAAUGGAACAUGCAAAUGGGCAGCAACUCUUCUUUUACGCUAGGUAUGCCGGUGAUCUAGUGUUUAAGGUUUUGGAUUUAGGACCUAGAUGUCAUCGAAUGAAUGCUCGGUAUACUUGCUUUCAGAAGGAAGCUAAUCUGAACACUGAAUCCAGAAGAAAGAAGCUUUUCUAUUUUGAGAGAUGAAUUCAAAGAGAGAAGGUUGUAGAAGGUAAGUAAUCCGAUGCGCGUUCAAAUCCAACAAGAACGUCUAAUGAAAUGACGGAAGAUGCAUAUUAUUCUCUCGUAGCUGGGGCUAAGAACGAUCCUCUUAUCCAACUUUCUGUCUGUCCCAAAACCGAACCUUGGUACUGCUCUACUUCAGCAUUCUACGACUGAAUCCAUUCUGGAAAUGAUGACUUGCCCACAGUAGAAGUUAGUGUCAUUUUCCGCUUUUUAGGUGAAAUUGGCUUUACUAGUCUCCUCUCUGUCUCUUUCCACUUCUGUCUUUCUAGUGCAAAUCUCAUAAGUAGAAAGAAAGCGGUAGUUUGAAGUGAGCCGCGCUCUCUCUUUCGGAAUUCUGCACCUAGGUACCACUCUAGAUUUCUUACUGGCUGACUCAAGUGCUAACUCAUAGUGCAUAGCAUGUUCAUAAGCCUUGUUCACACUAUUAGGGUAGGGUGUUGAGCAGUGACCAUAUACUUCACUUCCUCCUUUAAACCACUUAGAAAAGAGGAAAAGAAAAACUUCUCAGUAAGAUUAGGGUUUUCCAAGAUCAGUCCAGUCCGGCCUUUACUUUUUCAAACUGGCUCAUAUACUCCCUUACAGAUCCAACCUGAUGUCAUUUUCUUAAUUCAUCAACUGGGUUACAGAUUUGGAUGCACAGAAACCUAUUCUUGACCUCACUAAUCAAGGUGUCCCUAUUAGGAUGAGGGUUACUGACCACAUAACUCCUGUACCACUCACUAGUUUACAACAUUGAAAUAAGCGAUUCUUUUUGCAAUGUGUCUCUCAGCGUUUUUUUUUCUCCUUUUUCAUUACCCUCUCAAAAAAGAUCGAAAGGAUUCACUCCGGUGCUGCUUGCUGGUGGAGGUUGACUAUCUCCACUAUGAAUAAGUCUUUCUCGAGUAACUGAGACUCAACGUGUAGGCGUUGGAAGCAGAAAUAGGAGAUGGGUCGUUCCAGCUCGGCAAGAGGAUUCCGGAACAUCCAAGUCCUAGCUAUAACACAGACAGGAAAGUUUUUUUCUUUCAUUGCAAUGUCUGGCAUCGUUUAAAAUAGGCUCGCUACAUAGUUGCAGGCUCGCUCGCUCCAUUCUUACGCUCGCUGGCUGGUGAGGCAGAGUUGGUAUGGCACUGGCUGGCUGCUAAUGGUCACUCAGGAUCUACUAUGCGCGAUACGCCGACGACAUUUUGUUUGGGAUUCCCCGGGCCAAAGAGAUAUACCUGUUCCAUUCCAAGUGAAAGACCAGCAGCUGCGCAUACUAUUGAACGCGUGCGGCAGGUUUCAAUUCCACUUUUCCUGGGCAAACUAGAAAACAAGUACCGAUGUCAGGAGAUGGAAGUCAGGUUGACGAGGCAGUGACGUAGGAUAAGGCUCUUUGGUGAACCAGACUUUGUCUAUCUUAGAGAUCAAAUUGGAUGAUAGAUUUUGCUUUUUUUUUCUUGGGAAUGGUCAAAGCCUUUCACGGUUGAGCAAAAGGUUCGAAAACAGAGAUCAAAGACUCUGUCCUCGCUUCGAUAUUGUUUUCAUAUUGAGGGAUUAGUCUGCCAUCAGUGGUAGACUGGGGAAGAAGGCCGAGUGGAUGCUUUCCAGCAAAAGAAAACAUGACGUAGUCAUCAUGCCUAACAGAGAGAUUCGCCUUGGUUCUGUCUAUCGCUCUAUAGUAUAGGGAAAAUGACUCCGUUCUGUCUCCAUUAGCUAAUCAGGCUUGCAUAGGAAGGGGAAGGAAGAGAUUUUCUUGCUUCAAUCUCACGUCCUUUAUAUAUGCUAACCUACCCUAUUCCCUGCAUACUGAUGACUCGCGUUGGCUAACAGCACGUCUUUCAGCAGCUCACUAAAGGAUGGGCUAUUCAUCUCAGUCCUCAUGCUUCCGUCUUCAUAUCCCGCCAGAAAAGAAGAAAGGCGAGUCUUUGCUUUGGCAAAAAGAGAAGGAGCUCUUCUUGCCCAUAUGGGAGUGGAAGCUUCAGUGUAAGCGGAAGCUAGACUAGAAGAGAGAUUCAUCCUAGGCUUUGCUUGGCCCUACUCUAGUUUUGGUGCAGCUAACUAAUCUUUGGGUCGAAUUUCGUGACUUGAUGAAGAGGAAGCCGAGUAUCUUUGGUCUUGAAGAGUCAGGCCAAUCCAACCGCUUGCUCCUGCCCAACUCAGUCUCAGUCGUACCAUAAUGCGCCUGGACUCAACACUUUUCUUGCUCCAAGACCACCCUCUAGCCCUCAUGUCAAAUAGAUGACAGAAUUGUAAACAAUCUUAGAAUGAUUUAAGCUGAGGAACAUAGAGGUCUCUCCCACCAUUUUUGUCAUAUACCUCUGGAAUAGUGUUGAAAUCACACGCCACUAAGCAGGAGCCUAAACCAAGUGGUUUAUCUUAGCGUGCUAGCCGCUGCUUCAUUUCGUAUAGCGAUAACGCUUUCUCUUUCUUAGCGCUCCACCCCGCGGGGAACUCUGGUUGCGCUUUGGUUGGCUUUCUCUUUUUUUCUAUUUUCUCUGACUUGACUCAGCUUGACCUACUUGACUCAGCGGUUAGAGUAUCGCUUUCAUACGGCGAGAGUCAUUGGUUCAAAUCCAAUAGUAGGUAAAACCGGCCGAAACCCCCGCUUUUGCCAGCAUGACAGCAAGCACAGACUGGCAUCAAGGAGUCGAAUGACCAAAGCAUCGGUUGCUUCCACGAGACUAAACAAUCAAUGACCAAUAAAAGACCAACGAAACGACGAGUGAGAAAGAUAAAGAACGCGACGUGGUUCAUUGAAGUAGAGGUUUGAUCGAGGAUUGGAGAGGAGAGGUGGAAUAAAAAGCUCGGGAUGGAUUUUUGAGUCUUUGUGCGAGCCGUAUGCGGUGAGAGUCGCACGUACGGUAAGGAGGGGGGUUCGCGUCUAUACGUGUAGUGUGGUGGUUGGGCCUACCCACCCUAU
Zea mays is the source of this 10093-nucleotide messenger RNA. Its product is annotated as NADH dehydrogenase [ubiquinone] iron-sulfur protein 3. NCBI's taxonomy places the organism in Eukaryota, Viridiplantae, Streptophyta, Magnoliopsida, Poales, Poaceae. The record is from RefSeq and is a predicted model, not a curated record. Gene Ontology annotation, cellular component: respiratory chain complex I. Gene Ontology annotation, molecular function: NADH dehydrogenase (ubiquinone) activity. The coding region runs from base 24 to 596 and encodes 190 amino acids. The transcript has a single exon.